AUGUUUAAAACCUUCAGCUGUCGCAUUUUAAUGCUUUUGGUCGUGUACCAAAUCAACUUAUCACAUGCCAUUGGAGUUAUUGGCGGUGUAAAGACAACUAUUACGGAUCAUCCAUAUGUGGUUUCUCUGCAAUUGGCCAACGGCACACAUGUUUGUGGUGGUGCUCUAAUUAAGAAGAAUAUUGCCGUCACAGCUGCACAAUGCUUCGUUUUUCAGGAUCCCAGCCAGCUUUAUGUACGUCUUGGCACUGGCAAUUAUGCUACUGAUGGCGAACUCAUAUCAAUUAGUUCUUAUAUAAUCAAUGAGAAUUUCGAUUUUACCACCAUGGACAGUGAUGUGGCCGUAUUGAAGUUGGUGAAAAAUGUGGCAAAAUCAUCAGCGAAGCGUGAGAUAAAGGUGGCUGGAGAAAAACCGAAGACCGACAGAAGUGGCGUGGUCACCGGUUGGAGUCAAAGUCGACAAUUGGAAGAUGUGACUGUGCGCAUAAUUAAUGCAAAGAAAUGCAGAUCCGGGGAAUAUGUUUACAAUGAAGACGAUAUAACGGAUAACAUGUUUUGCGCUCAGGCCUAUAAUAGGUACGUUUGCGGUGGUGAACCGGGUAGUCCUUUGGUGUAUAAGAAGAAGUUGAUCGGUUUGGUAUCAUGGGGUUAUGGUUGUGGCAAUGUAGGCAAUCCAGCCGUAUACACAAAUGUAAAUAAGCUACGAAAAUGGAUCAAAAAGACGAUAAAAAAGCUGUAG
Bactrocera tryoni is the source of this 738-nucleotide messenger RNA. RefSeq names its product trypsin-like. Lineage: Eukaryota; Metazoa; Arthropoda; Insecta; Diptera; Tephritidae. The record is from RefSeq and is a predicted model, not a curated record. The transcript has a single exon. Bases 1 to 738 code for a protein of 245 amino acids. Gene Ontology annotation, molecular function: serine-type endopeptidase activity. Gene Ontology annotation, biological process: proteolysis.